CCCAACCCUCUCCAUUGUUGUCCAAAGCAGGUCUCCUCGCCGAGCCCGCCGACACGCUUCGUGGGCGCUCGUUUGAGCUGUGGUAACGCUGUUUUGCGCGUUCACUUGCGACCCCGUGGCGCCUCUGCUCCUUUUGUAGAUGAGCAAGCGUCGCGCGGAGCCGCCGAGCAACGACAAAGCCGCUUCUUCGUCCGGUAGCGGCCACAACCUCGAGUGGUGGCGCGGACUUCUCUUUGGCGUGGCCGUCGACGGGAAGACUGUCUACAAGGACACCCCCGAGACUGCGCUUGACCGCGCACACGCGAGGCGGGAGGCGCAGCCCCUCGCGGGCCUCUCGAUCCACCUGCCUCGGCCUGUGCCUCCGUCGGUGCUAACCACCAUCGACAGCCUCGGAGGGUUGCUGGCCGCCGGGCAGAGCAGCACCCACUGCGUCGUCAGCCCGGGCCUGACGGAGCGCACCUUCGCGCACGACCCCGGCCUGAGGCGGGAGCUGCGCCAGUGCGUCGCCGCAGGGCUGACGGUCGUGGAGACGAGCUGGGUCGACGAGGUCGCAAAGCUGCCUCCAGGCGGCGACUGGGCCGCAGUGGAGACAGCGCCGCACGUGCCCCCCGUGCUGGCUCUCUGCGGCACGGGCGAGGGCGAGGGCGAGCCGCCGCGGCGCGCGGAUCGCUCCGGCCUCCACGCGUCGCUCGCAGAGACGUGGGAGCAUGUGCAGCGGAGCCAGCCCGAGCAGGCCGAGUCGGACAUGCUCGCGCGAGCGAUCGAGAUCUCGCUCCUCGACUUCGCGCUGCAGUUGCACGACGCGCGGCAGCCUGCCCCGGCGGAGGACCCUCGCCGCCGCGCCUACCGCACGUUGAUGGAGGAGGCGGACCCGGGCGGCGGCGGCGGCGGCGGGGAGACUCCCUUCUCGGCUGGCGAGGCGCGGCCGCGGCUCGCAGGCCCGCGGCUGGACGCGGAGCUCAAAGAGCACCGCGCAGUCGUCGAGGCGUGGUUCGAGAGGGGAGGCUCCGACUUGGAGAGCGCACGGGGCAGGCUGGAGCUCGCCCUGGACGCGCUCGGCUUGUGCGCGAGAGACUUGGGCGCCACCAACCGCAACGAGAGCGGCGAGGUCAUCUACAACCAGUGCUUCUACCUCAGCCUGGCCCGCCUUUCUUCGCGCGCGCGCGCCUUUCUCCGCGACGAGGGCGAGCCGCCCCCGUCGCUGGUCGGCGAGACGGCGCUCCACUUUAAGCGCGUCAUCGAGACGGCCGUGCUGCGGGCGCACCCGGAGUGGGCCGAGACGCAGGUGGGCGAGGACCUGCAGGCCUUUUCCGACUUCCUCUUCUACGUCAUCGGCGGCUCCAACGCGAUGCUCUCCGAGCUCGCCGCCGCCGUCUUUGACUCCGUCUCGGGCGGCGUCGAGGUGUACAGAGGCGUCCACUACCCCGAGGGAGCGCAGGGGUCGGCGUUUGCGGCGGAGGAGUGCCAGCGCGCCAACCUGCUCUGCGUGCGGUACGUGCCCGGGCAUUACCAGGCGCUCCUGCCACGGCCGGACGCACACGGCUUUGGCGGCAAGGGGCCCACGUUGAAGGAGCUGCUCGGCUGCCUCGACGCGUGCAACGUGUGCUACGUCGUGACCGACGACAGCGGCUGA
Molecule: messenger RNA, 1633 nt
Organism: Emiliania huxleyi CCMP1516
Lineage: Eukaryota; Haptophyta; Isochrysidales; Noelaerhabdaceae
Exons: 4
Coding region: 140-1633 (497 amino acids)
Source: RefSeq, a predicted model, not a curated record